Klebsormidium nitens is the source of this 2604-nucleotide messenger RNA. Lineage: Eukaryota; Viridiplantae; Streptophyta; Klebsormidiophyceae; Klebsormidiales; Klebsormidiaceae. The record is from the annotation of a GenBank genome assembly.
AUGAAGGACCUGGACGACAUGGAUAACCUCAAGCGAUGCGUGAGGGAGACGCUACGUUUGUACCCCGGGGUUCCGCUGCUCAUCCCGCAAGUUGCGGCCCGCGAUUUGCGGGUGGGCUCCUGGGACGUCAACAGGGGCGCCAUCAUUUUUACGUCACCCUUUCUGUCGCACCGGGAUCGAAACGUCCACCCGGACCCCGACAUGUACGAUUCGAGCCGCAGUCUGGAGACUGGCGCUCCGCUCCCUGACGGCACCUCCACAUUUUUCCCCUUCUCCGUCGGCCCCCGUUCCUGUGCGGGCCAGUUUUACUCGGAGCUUUUCGUCCAAGGCGCUGUGGCUAUCGCUCUUCAGGAUCACGAAUUUGAGGCGAAAGGGCCGGUGCCACCACCGGCUAUGGUUGCGUUCUGUCAGCCUAUGGCGCCCGCCUAUGCGAGGAUCAGGGCGGCCCCGAGUGUCGGGAAGAAGCAGCAACCGCAGGUGUCGACUCCAACCGUCAGCAGCAAUUCGCCGGUUGCGGAUCUAGAGUGCAAAGUGGAGGCGCCGCAUCUGGAGAAUGUUGACGUCAUCACGAUCCUCUUCGCGUCCACUCAUGGCACGUCGCGGGCGUUCGCGGACCGGCUCGCUAGAAGUCUCCAAGAAUCGGACGUCGCUGCGCUCGAGCCCGCUCCUUUCAUCCGGGUCUGCGACGCCGCGCGCUACCAGCCGCCGGAGCUCGCGCGCGAGUCGCUCGUCAUCUUUUUGGUGUCAACUUUCGGUCACAACCAGCCGCCCUACUCCGGGGCGGCCCUCAAGGCGUUUGUAAACGACCCCGGCACAAAACUACCCGGAUUAACUUACACCGUUUUUGCGCUCGGCAACUCGGUUUACCCAAGCUUCUGCAGCUUCGGCAAACUGUUCGAUAAGCGCCUCGCGGAAGUGGGCGCCCGGAGGCUGAUGCCGAUUACGCUAUGCGACGAGAUCGAGGAUCAGGAGGGGGCCUUUGUUGCGUUUCUCGACCGAGUGACCGAAGUCCUCUACAGCUCCUUGGAAGGGAUCCCUUCGAGUCCCGCCAGUGUGCUGCCGUCGUCUUCCGGCGCACCACGGACCGCUCGCCCGAGCGGAAAGACGAGUGUAAAUAAGCACAAGAGUGACGUCACACGUACGGUGAAGUCUGAGCAGCCCCUCGGUCCCCGCUUCCGGUUGGUUGAGCUGGGGAGGGGGCGCGUCGGACGUCAGCGCGGAGACAGCGACGUCAGCGAGGGAUCCCCCAAGGGCACCCGCGACAACCCUCUGGAGUUCCAGGUCCUGAGCAACAAGUGCCUUCGCCCCGACACUACCCUGGGACAGGUCCGCAACGUCGCGCUGCGGAUGCCUUCGGACGGUUCGAUCUCGUACCAGCCAGGAGAUAUAUUCGUGGUGUACCCAGUGAACCGGCUCGACUUAGUCGUCUCUUUGGCAACACGCCUAGGCAUCCAGGAUCUUGACCUCGAGUUUGAACUGCGGCCUUUGGCCCCGGAGAAGGUUCAACUGCAAUCGCCCUUCCCCGAGAGGAUGACGUACUGGCUCGCGCUGACGUCAUACCUUGCGAUUCAACGGGUUCCUCAGCCCCACUUAUUGCAGAUCCUGCGGCAGUAUACCGACGACUCGGAAGAGGCAGCCCGGCUCGCCAUGCUGGCAAAAGGCGGUCCCAAGUACACGGAAUGGGCUCUUGGAAGCCACUCUCUAUUGGAGACGCUGUACCAGGUUCCCUCGUGCAAGCCGAGCGUUGGGCACCUCUUCGAGUGCCUCCCCCACCUGCAGCCGCGCAUGUACUCGCUUUCCUCCUCGCCGCUGUAUCUUCCGGGGGAAGCGCAUCUCACGGUCGCAGAGGUGAUUUACCAAUCCCACGAGCACGCGUGGCGGCGCGGCGUGUGCUCCACGUUCCUGGGAACGGAACGCAUGAUUCCGUCCUCUGCGGCGGACGACCGCCAGAAACUUCUCGGGUUUGUGAUGCCCAACCCGGGGUUCCUUCUCCCAGAGGACGUCCGUACACCAAUCAUCAUGAUUGGCAUGGGCUCGGGAAUUGCUCCCUUCCGGGCCUUCUGGCAGGAACGGUUGGUUCGCGCCGAGGAAUCAAAAAGUGGUGGGCAACUUGGGGAUGCGCUGAUGUACGUCGGUUUCCAGAGCAGCGUCAACUCGUGCUAUUUGGACGAGCUGCAAGACGCAAAGGCGGGUGGCGCGCUUUCUAAGCUGCGAGUGGUGUUGAGCCGUGAGGGAGAGCGCAAGUACGUCACGCACGCACUCGCAGAGGAUCAGUGGUCGCUGUGGCACAAUCACCUGAGCAAAGGGGCGGUGGUCUACAUCUGCGGGACAAUCGACGCCGCAAAUGACGUCAGAUCCACCAUGCUGGAUGUCUUGAAGGAGGCCGGAGGCAUGGCUGAAGACGAGGCUGCAGCUUGGUUGGAAAGCGCUCGCGACAGUGGGCGGUACAAGGAGGAGGUCUUCGGCGAGAGUACCCAGUCCUACUCAAAGACACGGAUGGAGGCACGACUCCGGAAAGCAAGGGCAAAGCUCCGCACUGCUUUCGCCCUCCUUGGUGCGAAGGGGAUUCAGCGCAUCUUGGAAACCGCUCCACCAGACCUUUAG